AAAUCAUCUACCGACCGAACGAAUGCAUAAACCGAUACAACAACACGUUUAAUAAAUGCCAACAAAAACAAAAACCAACAACGGCAACGACGACGACGAUAAUAAAACUCAUAUGCAUACAAUGAUAAUAUUAACCCUGUACCAAUAACGUGUGUCUCUAACUGUUACUGCCUGCCUCUUUCUAACGGCUCUUAUAUCUUUUCUAUCAAAAUUCUCGACUAUGUAUUUGUAUGUGUGUGUCUGAUGUUAAUCUAUAUUUAAAUCAUCAAUGCCACGUUAUCAAUACCGUUUAUUUAUGUUGUUGUUGUUGUGCUAAAACGACAUACGAUCUACGGUCAUUGUGCUAAUGCGGCAUAUCUUGUGCAUUCUGAAAAAUAAAACAAUAAAAACAAACAAAUUAUCUGUUUUUGUCAUUUCAAAACAAUAACUAAACAUCCCAACCCACCCACUUUUUGGUCACCCAUAUUCAACUCACUGUCUAUUAAUGGCAACAAACUAAAAACCUCUCAUCUAACGGGUUUUCUAUUUCCCCCUUUUCCAUUUUAAUACGCAUGUUCUACGUAUACUCUACGUAACAGAUAUUGCAGACAACUUGGCUGUAGCAACAGCAGUUGUAGUUGUUCUGUAUUAUUAAAAAAAAUUAAACAAGAUAUAAAUUUAAAAAUAACAACUGGCGUUUAUCACUACAAUUAGAGUAACUGAAGAGAGUAAAAGAGCAAGUGUUAGAGAGUAAAGCGGUGGGUGAGCAAGUGAGUUAUACUUUGGGAAGCCUGAGAAGGUUGUGGGUGAAAAGCUCAAGUUAAAUACAAACGCACAAAUACAAAUAAUAAUGGCGAAUCCACGUAAAUUUAGUGAAAAAAUCGCUUUACAAAAGCAAAAACAAGCUGAGGGUACAGCUGAAUUUGAGAAAAUUAUGAAUGAGGUUAAGGCAACCAGAGUCGUAGAUAAUGUCCUAGGCAACACAGAUCUAACCGAUGGUAAUGGUUUACAUAGAAAUGCUAGUUUAAGUGGCGGUAGUGGUGGCAGUGGUACAAGUAGUGGAGCCAGUGGUGGUGGUGCUUCUCCGGAUGCAAAUGCUGGAGGUAGUGGAAGUAUAGGAGGCGGUGGCGGAGGAGGAGGUGGUGGUGGUGGUAUUGGUAUAAUAAACACAACAUCUGGCUCUCCCACAUAUCGAGAAUCAAGAGGCCGCAGUGUAGGUGUUGGCCCCAUGAGAAGACCCUCGGAACGUAAACAAGAUCGAUCUCCCUACGGUAGUACCGCCAGCGGUCUUAUGCUAAGCGGUGUAACGCAACAAACACAAAACAGUUAUUUAAGUCCACCCAUGGAUAGUAGUAGUUGGAGACGUUCAAAUUCCGAUUCUGCUUUACAUCAAACGCUUAACAAUUUGACAGAGGGAAAUUUUGGCGCAUCCAGUCCAGUACCCAGUAUGGGCGAUAUAAAUUCUCUGCAUGCCAAUUAUCACCAUCAUCAUCAACAUCAAACUCAUAACAGCCAAAGAUCUCAAUCGCCCAAUAUAGGGCGCAGUUAUAGUCCACAAGCACAAAGAAGAAAAAACACAUUGCUACAGCAACAACAGCAGCAACUACAACAGCAACAACUGCAGCAUCAACGUUUACAAAUGCAGCAGCAACAACAAGCACAACAACAGCACCAACAGCUACAGCAACAUUUACAAAAUCAACAACAAAGUUUACAGCAGCAACAACAGCAGCAGCAGCAACAACAUUUGCAUCACCACCAACAACAGCAACAACAAUAUGUCAAUGCCAAAUACAACAACUCCAAUAUCAUGUUCAAAUCCCUGCACGAACAGCAAUUAUCAUUUAACAACACCGGCUCAUUACCCGACUUAACUUCCCUACACUAUGCGAACCAACCAAAUGCAACCAAUAACAGCAGCACACAAAUGAUGCCAACAACAGCAACACAACAGCAACAGACUCUUUCGCCCAUCCUAUCGCCACAUCAUAAUAAUGGAUGUCAUGAUCGGGAUCAGUCGCCUAGUCCCUUUAGUCCUCCCAGUACAGCAGGUGGAGGUAAUAGUGGGGGUGGCCCUCCCUCUCCAUACCAUCAACAGGAAAAUUCUCCAACAUCUGCCACCAAUACCCCCACAGCUAAUGUUCAAACCUCACCGCAUUUGUCCUUUACCAACUUGUCUGUACAAUCGCCCGUGAAUGUACAGCAAACGAACACAGCACAAAAUACAGCCGCUGCCCUUAACACAUUGCCAACACUGGGUAAUCUAACGGACUAUCGUCAACCAUUAAAUCCACCCAGUCCUGGUUCUUCCCCCGGCCUUUUAACAUCGGGCCCAGCCAACGAUAUACACACAAGUGCACCGCCUAGUCCCAUAAGACAUUGUCAAAGUAAUCUGAAUUCCUCCGUUAGCGGAGCGAAUAGUAGUCAAAACCCACAAAACCAAAUACCAACACAAAGUUUACAAACCACAUUUGGGAAUCUGGACUCCAACACUGGUUAUAAUACGCUUAAUCCUGCUUUUCAUAAUCACUUCGAACAGUUUCAUCUGGGAGAUAAUAGUCAGUCGCCGCAAAAUAAUUACGAUGCUUUGGAAUUUGAAGACUUGGGCAUGGGCAACCAGCAACACAAUAACUUUAAUACUAAAAUAAUAGACUUUGGAGAUUUGACAACACCGUCAUCCAAUACCCCGUCAAAUACAACAAGAACGAACUCAACAAAUAGCACAUCCAACUGUAAUAAUAAUAACAAUUUACCACAACAACAGCAGCAGCAGCGAAAUAACUCCCAACAAUUCCAACAUCACCAUCAACAGCAACAACUUUUAAACAAUAAUUCGACCACAAGUAGCACGAGUAGUAAUGCGAAUAGCAAUGGUCCUGCGAAUGCCUGUAGAACAGGUCUGAUGAAUAACAAUGAUAGACAAGACAUAUUAUCGGCCAAUUCAUCACCCAUACCUUCGCCUUUAUCACAUGGUGUGCCACCACCUUCCUCGCCCUUACCUAUACCUAUGUCAGCACAUUCGCCACAUCAGCAGCAGCUGUCGUUAUCGGUCCAAACAUCGCCACAUCAUUCGCCUAUGCAUUCGCCGCAUCACUCGCCUUCCCCUUUGUCGGUAUCAUCACCCGGUCUGACAAUGUUGGGUGGUAGUGUAUCGCCUGUACCUUCACCAUCCGCGCACAUAAUGCAGCAACAACAACAGCAGCAGCAGCAUAAUCAUCAUCUAAAUAAUCAAACAGCGAAUCAAAUGCAUCACAAUCAAACGCAAUCAUCACACAACAAUCAUCAUCAUCACCAUCAUCAUCAACAGCAGCAGCAGCAACAGAAUCAAGCACACAUACCUACAACCACUACAAAUAUACCCCAAAUUAUAUUCUCCGAUUAUUCCUCAUCGCGUGAUAUCUUCGAUAGUCUCGACCUUGAUUUGGGUCCUAUCGAUGGCGCCGGAUUACAAAUGCUAUCGGAACAAAAUCCCAUCAUGAUUGCCGAUCCCUCAAUAGAGGAUAGUUUUCGUAGAGAUCUUAACUGAUACUACGAGGAAGCUGUUGCAGCUAUUGAGAGUGGUAUCCUCUUAGAGGACUCGUUCGAUCCCCUAGGUCCGCUUGUCGAUGUAACAGAAGUAUUAGGCAAUCCUCCCCUGGCAACACAACUUCAUCAUCAUCAUGUAAAUAAACCUCAAAAUGAUGACACCACCUCCUCCAACUGUGCCAUUGGUUGCGGUGUAGGCGGCGGCGGCAUUGGCAUUGACACCACCAACAGCAUUUGUGGUGAGGAACUAAAUGAUACCCAUGUUAAUAGAGACGAUAUCUUAAGCAGCUUAAACGACCAACUCAACGACGAGGCUCACGAUGAUGAAGACGAUGAGGUACGAAAUUUCUUUUUCUAAAUCAUGUCAUUUCGAAUCAUUAUAUUACAUAUAGAUAGACCCGGCAUAGUAAAACUGACUUGUAACCUCUAGCAUAGAAGAGAGCGCCAAAGAACUGAAGCAAAUUUAUAUACAUAUUUGGUUAAAAAAAUAGUUUAGAACAGUCCCCUCCCCUCCUCUCUUGGUAAAGCAAAUGCAACAGCCUGAACUUGAUAAGCUUUCAAAUAACCUAAAUUACCAUGUACAGAAUUUAAGCUAUAGCGGAGGAAGUAUUUCUGAAAUUUAAGAGAGAAUGUUUUCUAUAUUAUUUCGAUUGAAAUAUUCUAUAAGUUGCUGGUAUGAAUGGUUUCAUUUGUGCCAUAAAAGGAUCUAUUAUAUAUGCCGAUCUACUUAAAUUCAAAAUACUUUAAAAAUGAUAUUGUUGGAUCGUUUAACAGUCAAAAUCAGCUGUGCUGAAGUGUUAUAAAUACAAAGGCUAUUUAUUAGUUCCUUAUAAAUACUAUUUGUCCUAUUUUAGACCUUUUUAAAAACGUUUUAAUUUAUGGAUUUGUUGAUCAUAUUUCCUGUGAUAUAUAUUAUAUUUCGAUAGACCAGAUACAAGUCUAUUAUACGGUGGGACAAAAUUACUAAAUGUGAAUAUACUCACCACGUGGACGAGUGCAAUUUGGGGAAUAAAUCCCGAUCUACUUAGCAAGUUCAAUAGAUCGCACUUGAUCAUAUGCUGAGUAAUUUUUUGCCGUGAAACAGCAGCACUUAUAGGAGAAAAGCUUUUGUUUUAGACUCUAGUUUAAAAUGUUCGUUCUCUUAAAUUUCAUAAAUAUUUUCCGUCAAUUUCAAAAUCUUACAAAAUUUAAUUUGUAUUAAACACAACAACAACAACAAAAAAUGUAAAAUCAAAGAACAGGUUCUUAAUGAGUUUUAAAUCUAAUUUAAUUAAACAAAAAAUUUAAUUAAAACGUAUUUGGUACAAAAACAAAACAAACAAAGAAAUAUUUAUAUAUAUUUAUAUACAAUAUUAAAUUAAAUUAAAUAAAAUCAAUAUGUGCAAUAAAAUCGAAUUAUAGGGAAGUAUUAAAACAAAAAGCAACAACAAAAAAGAAAUAAAUUCAAUCAAAAUCAAAAGUCAUAAAAACAAACAACAAAAACAAAACACAAAAAUAUAUUAUAUAGAAAAAUUAAUAACAGAGAUUACAUUAACGAUCAGCCAGCUCCCUUUAAACCCCUUAAUCCAAAAGUGUCUUAGACCCGUGUGACAAAAGAAACAUACUUAUGCAUCACAUCACACAUUACAUCUCACAACAACCGCAACCGAAUUGCUGAUAAUAUUAAAAAUAAAACAUAAAACAAACUUCAUAAAAACUAUAUAAAAAAAAACAUAUUUUAUCCGCGCUAAUAUUUAUAUAUUUUACAAAUUAAAAUCAACACAGUUUUACUACAAAUUAUGAUCGAAUACAAUUAUAAAAAAUAGUCAAAUAAAUGUGAACCUACACUGAAAAAAAAUUUGUAAUCUUGCAUUCAUUAAAUGUUGAAACACACAUAAAGUAAAAUAAAUAGUUUUUAAUAGAUAUUUUGUUUAUAAAGAGAAUUUAUACAUAAUUUUUUUUUUGGAAUAUCUCACCAAAAUUCCAUUAUGAUAGCCGAUCCCUUAAUAGAGUAUAGUUUUCGCGGAGAUAUUAACUGAUAUUAGGAGUAAGCUAUAUUCUCAUAGAUAUUUGGAAAUUGGAAAUAUUUAGGAUUUUUUUAAGAAAAUAUCAGAAACAUCAAAUUAUGAGAUUUCGGAUCAAGAUUUAUAAACGCAAUACCUAAACUCACAAAAUAUUAACAAACCCCGUGAGAGAGCUCUCUAAUAUCUUAUAUUUACAAAGAGAUAUUGGAGAGAGUUACAAACGUGCUCUCUAACAAGUUUAGUUAGUUUCCUAUGUAUGUAUGUAUAUGUGAGCAAUAGAACUUUUUGCCUAUUUCUACUCUAAAAUGAAAAAGUCUUCCUCUCUCUCUCGCCGAUUAAUCUCUAAAAUGGUCAAUGCAGAGAUUUAUAAACUAUUUAAGGACCUUUUAUAAGAACAUAUGUAUCUAAACUCACAAAAAAUGGUUAAAACCCGUCAGAGAGUUCUCUACCAAUAUCAUAUCUACAAACAGACAUCUGAGAGAGUUACAAGCGAGCCUUCUAACAAGUUUUGUUUGUCUAUCUCUACUUUCAAAGUAAAAAAUUUACUUCUCUCUCUCUCUCUCUCUGAUAAAUCUCUAUUUUACAUACAGUCAUUUCCACUAAUAUGUAACCACCUGGUUGACCCAUUCGUCAUCAAUGUAAUCUUCGUAAAAGAGAGCGAACAAUCUUUACUCUACCUACCUAGUCGAGAGCGAAUACGCUCGUCAUUUUACUGUAUUCUAGUUAAACGAGAGAGGGAUUAUUUGAAAUUAGAUUUUUGUAUCAAUUGUCCAUUUGUAGUCGAAGUGUUACUUGGUUAAUAUCUCUAAAGAAAUGACCUCCUAGGACAUGCCCAUAUUAAAGUAAGUGGGGUGAGACCCUAAGUUGUGGGUUAACUAGUUACUAGCAUAACUUCUGGUCUCAGCAAUCCCAGCAGUUCGACAAAGAGUCAAUGCAUCGGAAAAAGACUAUGAUACCCACUAACGUCUAACCACCUGGUUGCUUCUAAUUCGUCUUUCGUGACGGAUGUACUCUUUGUAAACGAGGAUGAAGAUAAUCUUCACAUUAGUGUCCCUUUGUAAGCGACAGAGUGGACACUUAAAAAAUAAACUUAAGCUUUGAUUGACGAUUAACUUCCUUGUAGGACAAGCACAUGUAAAAAUAGCUAGUCACCUGGGCAUUCAGUGGCUAGGGGUAACCCUAAGUGGUAGGGAUUCGACAGAGUCAUUGCAUGCGAAAAAAAAGACAGUCAUUUCGUCUAACAUCUACGAAUCUCUUUGUAAACAAGGGUGAAUACAGUCCUUUGUAUCUUUUGUAAGUGAGAGCGGUGGCAAUCGUCACUUUACAGUCACCGAGUAAUCUAUAAAGUGGAAACGUAAAAAAAAACUUAAAUGAAUUGGAUUAUUGCCAGGUAUUGCCAAUAAUGCACCUUUGUAAUCUACAAAGGUGCCUACUAGGACCUAAGACAAGCACAUGUCCUAACCUAAACCCUAAGUAGAACAGCUGGGCACUUUUUUUAGAAUUGUAUAAAUGUGUGGGUUGCCAUCUGUUCGAAAAAGUUAUCCGUUAAUUGCAUUAAUUUUUAUUAACACCUAACCUUCAGGUUGAUUCUCUAAUGCGUAUGUACUAUUUGUAAGCGAGAGUGAAGACAGUCAUCACUUUAGUGUCCCUUUUGUAAGCGAUAUCGAAGACAGUUGUCAAUUCACUGGCUUCAAGUAAUCUAGUGAAUAGACACUUCAAAAAAACUCAAGUGAAAAUGUUCAUGGCCAAUAAGUGGGUUCUCAUCUGUUCGAUAAAUUUAUCCGAAAAUUACAUUUAUUUUUAUUAACAUCUAACCUUCAGGUUGGCUCUCUAAUGCGUAUGUACUCUUUGUAAGCGAGAGUGAAGACAGUCACCACUUUAGUGUCCCCUUUGUAAGCGAGAGAGAAGACAGUUGUCAAUUCACUGGCCUCAAGUAAUCUAGUGAAUAGACACUUCAAAAAAAAAAAACUCAAGUGAAGGUGUAGGUUUUAGAAUUAUCAUCGUGCUGGUACUUUUAAGUGCCAAACUUCAUAUAAAAAUGAAUUCGCUCUCUUUGGCUAAAUUCGCAUUUUAUUCGCUCUAGAAAAGCAUAAGAUUGCGUGAUACACGUUAAGCAUUUCCAGAAUCCACUGACGUAUGUAUAUCUAUCCCAUAGUGUGAUCGAUUUUGAUUUAAUAUUGAGUAAUAUUGACUCCUGACUGACUUAAAACCUCGGGAAAUAAAUACUUUCAAAUAGAAUAAAUUGUCAGGGAAUCAUAUGUUUAGUUGGAGCUCAGUGAUAUCUGCAACAUUAUUAAAAAUACUGGGGGCUUUGUACAUCAAGUUCCACUUUACUUUAAAAUAAAAAGAAUCGUAAACUACUCUCUUUAGAAUUACUUAGUCUCUAACGCGCGGGACGCGGUACUAAGAAAUUAAAGUAAAACAAAUUUUGACACGUUUCACUGUCUGGUAUUUUCAAUUAAAAAAUAGUUAGUCCCUCUCAAAGCGAGCUCAUACAAAAUGGAGUUAUUUAAACAACUAUUUAAGACAACAGUGAGGAAUUGAGGGUGAAAAACUAGGAGCAAUAUUAUACGAUAUAAUAGCAAAUUAUUCUUUGGCGGACACUAUGAAACUUUAUGGAAUUAUACGAAUUACUCUUAUGGUCAUUAUGACUCACCACAGGAGAAUGCAUUUGGAAUGCAUUUGCCUUAUGCAAGGUCGAAUAAUUAAUCUUUUUAUGAAAAGAGUUUUACAGUUCUGGCUUUGGCUUGAUCAAGGCGAUUCUAUAUAAAAUGAAGUUACUGACCUAUUUACAAAAAAAUUAAGCGAAUUCGUUAUAUUUUUAUAUAUAUAUGAAGUUUGACAGUGAAGAAGGAAGAAAAUAUUACAGAUUUAAAAUUUUUAUCUUAAAAUCGGCAGGUUGAACUUUCAGAGGAUUAGGUCAUUUUAUAAACGUAAAUGUCCCUAAUAAGGCCAAAACGACUUCCUAAAUCCUCAAGUAACGCAUAAAUUCUGAUUUCAGAUUCAAUUUGAUCCUUUAAAGAAGUAUACUUUAUACUGUGGGUUAAAAACUUGUUGAACUGUGUAAUCGUAUGAAUAGAUAUAAAAUCCUUAUACAUUUUUUAUACAAAAAAAAUUAUGCCAGAAAAUUGUACAAUUCUCAAAUAGUUUAUAAACAAAAUAUCUUAAAAACAAGAAAUAAGAAAAUUUUAUUAAACCUUUAAUAACUGCAAAAACAACCAUUUAACCACAAAUACAAUUUAAUUAACACUAAAUAUUUUUUAAUUAAAUUAAACUUCCAAAGUUUCUUAAACGAAAAAAAUUAAUUAAAAAAAUUGUUUGAUAUAAUUAAAACUACUACUUCCUAUCGUUAAAAUACUACCUAUAACUACACAGAACUGUUUAUUAUUUUUUUAUAUAUGUAUGUGUAAAUGUAUAUAUAAAUAUAUAUAUAAUUUUAAAGACGAUUUAUUUUUAAAAUAUAACGAACGAUAUCAAAAACAACUCUGAUAGAAAGCCUAUUCAAAAAAAAAA
This is a messenger RNA of Lucilia sericata (common green bottle fly), 9020 nucleotides long. Its product is annotated as homeobox protein 13-like. The record is from RefSeq and is a predicted model, not a curated record. Gene Ontology annotation, molecular function: cAMP response element binding protein binding. Gene Ontology annotation, biological process: positive regulation of transcription by RNA polymerase II; protein homotetramerization. NCBI's taxonomy places the organism in Eukaryota, Metazoa, Arthropoda, Insecta, Diptera, Calliphoridae. Gene Ontology annotation, cellular component: nucleus; cytoplasm. The transcript has a single exon.